Drosophila willistoni is the source of this 324-nucleotide messenger RNA. RefSeq lists its product as uncharacterized. The transcript has a single exon. The record is from RefSeq and is a predicted model, not a curated record. Bases 61 to 303 code for a protein of 80 amino acids. Lineage: Eukaryota; Metazoa; Arthropoda; Insecta; Diptera; Drosophilidae.
ACAAAUGAAUCAUUUGUACAAAAUAGAGAUUUCCAGAUUUUACAACAAAAGUGAAACAUAAUGCCCAGUCAGGAGAACAUUGAAAUCGGCUUAACAGCCACGCCCACGCCACCUACAAGCACAACAACUACUGUGCCUGCCACUGAGGAGCCACAAAAUGUGCGUGAAUUAAGCCAAACCGAUCAUUUGAAUCGAAGACUAUUAAAGUCGCUGCUGGAAUCCAUGCAGACAUCGGUUGGUCCCGCUGUGCAGACCAAUGAGGACGACGAUAACGAUUCUACCAACAACGAUUUCGAAGAAUAAAGUUUUAUAUUUACAUUGUCA